AUGCUUCAUUUAAAUGUGUACCUUGCACCCUCACGAAGCCCAGGGCUCGGCCAGCAGUGGAGCAGGAUCAUGAGAUUCACCACAGAACCAGCGGAUUCCUCAGAGUUACCAAAGAAGUUCACCUUCAACCCAAAAGAAGGGAUUGACAACCCUGCUUUAGUGAUCUCUGAUGACACAGAGCCUGAUGUGCAUCCGCGGAUGUGUGUUCUGAAGCGAGAAGAGGGUCAGGGCUUUGGCUUCUACCUGAGUAAGGACGCUGGCUGCAGGGGACAUGUGGUGCGCCAGGUGGAGCCUUGGAGCAGCGCAGAGCGGGGUGGGCUGAAGAAGGGGGACCGAAUUUUGGAGGUCAAUGAGGACUUUGUGGAUGACAAGGAGCACUCGACUGUGGUGCUGAAAGUGCAGGCGUCUGGGCUGAAGCUAUAUCUGUUAGUGCUGAGUGCUCAGGAUUAUGAGUUUGUGGUUUCAGAGGGAAGAGACCUCAUGUCGCUCGCCAGUGCUUACCGUCCCAUUGAGGGCUGUUCUCGCCCACGGUUGUGUUACAUCACUAAAGAGCCUGGCAGUGGCUUGGGCCUCAGCAUCAUUCCUAUUGAAGGUGAGCGAGGUCGUUAUCGUCUCAGCCCAGUGACUGAUGGUCCAGCUGAGAGAGCAGGAGUCCAGAAUGGAGACAGGCUGAUCUGGAUCAAUGGAGCUAUGAUUUCAAGACUUAGUUAUGCAGCACUGUCAAAAAUGGUGAAGAAAUGUGAAGACCAUGUGACUGUCUUGGUAAUUGACAGCAGGAGUGAAGUUUGUUAUAAUCGCACGGGGAUACCCAUAAUUCCUGCUUUUGCCAAAACGCAUAAUCUACCCUACAGACCAAAAACACUAUACCUGACUCAAGGACCACAAGGAUACGGGUUCCUCCUAAGGCAAGAGAAGUUACGAUCUGGACGUAUUGCUCAUGUAUUACGAGAGAUCGACCCCUGCAGCCCAGCUGAGACUGCAGGAAUGGAGGACGGAGAGCUUGUGCUAGCGGUAAACGGGGAGCAGGUGGAGGAUGCAGAGCAUGAGGCCGUCGUCAGCAAAAUACGGCAAAGCGGCCAGCAGGUCACCCUAACCACCAUCUCCGUCCCUGGCAGAGACUAUUACACACAGCUGGGCAUUUCUCCAUUGCUGUUCUAUGAAGACCAUACUCCAAAAAGGGAACAGUUUCCUAAUCCUCCUCCGCCACAUCAAGAGGGACACCAAAAUCCACCGCACCCUCGACUUUGUGUGCUUCACAAGGAGGGUGCGGGAUUUGGCUUCAACCUAGGCUGUGUUCAGAAUAAGCCUGGGACGUAUAUCGGUCAGGUGAUGAUGGGGAGUGCAGGAGAGAGAGCAGGGUUGUGUGAGAGAGAUGUGGUUGUAGAGGUGAAUGGACAGAAUGUGGAGGCAGAGUAUUUUGAUGAAGUGGUGAGGUUGAUAAAAGAGGGAGGAACUCCUCUCAGUCUGCUAGUCAUGGAGGGACUGGGAUAUGAGAAACUGAGAAACGCCAGACAGCCUGUAAGUUCAGGACUCAAUCUUUGCAGUAACAAAUUGAGACUUGUUCCAGAUGCUUCACAAGAUGAUUUUGUAUGA
This is a messenger RNA of Sinocyclocheilus anshuiensis, 1593 nucleotides long. RefSeq names its product NHERF family PDZ scaffold protein 4a (gene nherf4a). Lineage: Eukaryota; Metazoa; Chordata; Actinopteri; Cypriniformes; Cyprinidae. The record is from RefSeq and is a predicted model, not a curated record. Gene Ontology annotation, biological process: protein localization to plasma membrane. Gene Ontology annotation, molecular function: protein binding; protein-membrane adaptor activity. Gene Ontology annotation, cellular component: apical plasma membrane.